AUGAUAGGCGCGCGCGCGGCGCGGCGGGGGCGCGAGAGGCGCGCGCGCGGCGCGGCGGGGGCGCGAGAGGCGCGCGCGCGGCGCGGCGGGGGCGCGAGAGGCGCGCGCGCGGCGCGGCGGGGGCGCGAGAGGCGCGCGCGCGGCGCGGCGGGGGCGCGAGAGGCGCGCGCGCGGCGCGGCGGGGGCGCGAGAGGCGCGCGCGCGGCGCGGCGGGGGCGCGAGAGGCGCGCGCGCGGCGCGGCGGGGGCGCGAGAGGCGCGCGCGCGGCGCGGCGGGGGCGCGAGAGGCGCGCGCGCGGCGCGGCGGGGGCGCGAGAGGCGCGCGCGCGGCGCGGCGGGGGCGCGAGAGGCGCGCGCGCGGCGCGGCGGGGGCGGGGGGGGGGGCGCGAGAGGCGCGGCGGGGGUGGGGGGGCGCGAGAGGCGCGGCGGGGGUGGGGGGGGGCGCGAGAGGCGCGCGCGCGGCGCGGCGGGGGACUACGAGUCAAUGACUAGUCAACCAGCAGCGUUCAACUACUGA
Messenger RNA from Schistocerca cancellata (South American locust), 516 nucleotides. Its product is annotated as circumsporozoite protein-like. The record is from RefSeq and is a predicted model, not a curated record. The transcript is spliced from 3 exons. Bases 1 to 516 code for a protein of 171 amino acids. NCBI's taxonomy places the organism in Eukaryota, Metazoa, Arthropoda, Insecta, Orthoptera, Acrididae.